AUGCUGGAGGAGGACAUGGAAGUGGCCAUCAAGGUGGUCGUUGUGGGCAACGGUGCUGUGGGGAAGUCCAGCAUGAUCCAGCGUUACUGCAAGGGUGUCUUCACAAAGGAUUACAAAAAGACUAUUGGAGUGGACUUCCUCGAAAGGCAGAUAAUCGUCAAUGACGAAGAUGUUCGCCUUAUGUUGUGGGACACCGCUGGACAGGAGGAGUUUGAUGCCAUAACUAAGGCAUACUACCGUGGCGCCCAAGCAUGCGUGCUGGUGUUCUCUACCACGGACAGAGAUUCAUUUGUGGCUAUUGAUAACUGGAAGGAGAAGAUUGAAGCAGAGGUGGGAGAUAUUCCUACAGUUCUUGUGCAGAAUAAAAUCGACCUCCUGGAAGAAACUGUUGUUAAAAACGAGGAGGCGGAGGGUUUGGCCAAAAGACUUAAAUUGAGAUUUUAUAGAGCUUCGGUAAAAGAAGACUUGAAUGUAACAGAAUUGUUUAAAUACUUAGCUGAGAAGUAUCUUCAACAACUCAAACAGCAAACAGCAGAAGAGACAGAAGCAGUACACUCAACAAGCAAUAAAAUAGGAGUUUUUAAUACCACAAGUAGUAAUCAAAGCAGCCAGAGUUCCAGCAACGGCAGAGAAAUCAUCACACUGCGACCAAACAAACAAAGGACCAAGAAAAGGAGAAACCCAUUUGGCAGCUGCAGCCUCCUCUAA
This is a messenger RNA of Nerophis lumbriciformis (worm pipefish), 708 nucleotides long. Lineage: Eukaryota; Metazoa; Chordata; Actinopteri; Syngnathiformes; Syngnathidae. The record is from RefSeq and is a predicted model, not a curated record.